Pelagomonas calceolata is the source of this 1634-nucleotide messenger RNA. The record is from the annotation of a GenBank genome assembly. NCBI's taxonomy places the organism in Eukaryota, Pelagophyceae, Pelagomonadales, Pelagomonadaceae.
UGCUGGCGCAUAAUCGCGUCACGUGGAACGUCGGCGGCGCGCGACGCCGCAAUCAAGCGACCACAGCGGCUGCGCGGCGUUAAUUUAUAGCCGCAGCGGCUACGUGAACUUGUCGCAGCGCGACCGGCCCAACCUAUUAUAAUCAGCGCUUUGCAUUCACAGCGCCUUGGCUCGCGCGCGGCGGACGCGGAGCAACGAUGCGAACAAUAUGGUUCACAGCGCUGGUCCUCGGCGUCGCAUCUGCGGUCGACUCGGCUGCAACUCCGGCGCCGCAGUCGCGCCCGACGCCGCAGACGGCGCGCCCGAGGCCGAAACCGCGGCCGAGGCCGCGGCCAACGCCAACGCGCCCACCUACGGGUCGACCGAUGGAGGAGCGGGUCGCAGAUCUGGAGCGCGAGAACGAAAAGCUCCGGCAAACCCUCCAACCGCCGGCACCGGCGCCGACCGAAAGGCAAGACGAAGACGCCGAGCCACCGAAGCCGAAGGCCGAGCCGCCAACGCCAAAGGCCGAGUGUUUGCUCGCGAGCGUCCCGCGCAAGGAGCUGUCCGCGUGCGUCCUGGCGAACGGCUUCUGCGUCGCGUCACAGACCGAGUGCACCGAGCUCGGUGGCCGCUAUGACUCGAAAGGGUGCGGCGGCGGCGGCGACUGCGCGUGCUGCGAGGGGAUACCCGAGGAGCCUACUCCGAAGCCGACGCCGGCGCCCACAGUUCCGAGGCCGACACGCAAUGAAUGUCCGCUUCAGCGGGUACCGCGGAAGUCGUUGUCCGCGUGCGUACUCGCAAAUGGCUUCUGUGUAGGAAGUCCCGACGAGUGCACCGAGCUCGGCGGGCGCUACGAUGCGCGGGGCUGCGGCGGCGGCGACGAGUGCGCCUGCUGCGAGGCCAUCCCAACCGAGCCACCAUCACCGCGGCCGACGCUCUCGCCCGCGCCGAGCUCAGACAGCGCUUGCGAGCUCACUGAGGUCUCGCCGAGCUCGCUGCGCACGUGCAUCAAGACGGGCGGCUACUGUGUGGCGACGGCGCGCGAAUGCGAGGCGCUGGGCGGCACCUUCGACGCCGUCGGUUGCGGGCCCAGCGCGUCCUGCGGCUGCUGCGGCGACGUGCCCGACGACGAGGACGAGGACAAGGAGGAGGCCGCGAACGAGGAGCCGGCAGCGAAGCACCUGCGCGCGUCGACGCCGGCGCCCUCCGUCGGACGCCGGACGCCGCGGCACGCCUACUGGUGGACGCCGCGGCCGACGUUCGCGCCCGUGCCCCCGCCGCCGCCGCCCCGGAUCUUCCUCUACGUCCGGCUCGUCGCGGUACUGAUGGGUCUGGCGGCCCUGGCGGCGGCGCUGCCGGAGCCGACGCAUCCGGCCCUGAAGAUCCUGCGCUGGCCGUUCUACCAGCUGUUCGUGUGCAUGCGCGCCGGCGUCGUCGGCGCCUGCGGCCUCUGCUUCUCGUUCGGCGACGGCAUCGCCGAGUCGCGGCCGCCGCGUCCCCCGACCAAGGUCGAGCUCUCGAAAGUGCGCUCCGACGGGUCAGACGACGCGCUCCUCGGCGACGGCGACCUCAACGACGCGUUCGCGGAGUUCGAGAACGAGCACGACAAGAACCCGUUCAACCUCUCGGCGACGACGAGUCGGCGCCGGUGA